CGAGGGUGUACUGCCCGCCCAUCCCUUACACUGCCCUAUUCCCUCCUUCCUUUACUAGUUUUUUCCCUUCUUCCCUUCCUCCCCUUCUCCUCCCCACUUCCGCAGCUCUGGUGCCCAUCCCCUGUGCCUCUCGGGCUGCGGAGCUCUGUCCGCCGCCGCCGGGAGGAUUCUGUACUGAUGAGCCUCGCUUCCUCUGUAUCUCUAUGAUGCAGCAGGAUCCAGACUUUCUCAGGACACAUUUGAUGAGUGCCAUGGGGAAGAAGCUGCUGUUGCCACUGCCGCUCUGUACUCUCUCAGAUAUAAACAGGUUACCCAGCUGGGAGAGAAGACGUUUGCUGCCUGGGGUGGCGUCUAGCACUGAUGCAUCUACCUUCUCUGAAGGUGAAUGCAAGGAGCCUGACAGGUAUUGCUGGAAACACAAACAGUGUACCGGGCAUAUCAUCCACCCCUUCUCUGACUGUGGCCACCACAACCUGCACCUACACACUGUCACCCACUGUGACUGUGAUUCCAGGGGUUGUGGUGGUCCAGGAGCCACAUGUGGUCAGAGUCCUGUGUGUAGCAGGCUAAAGGACUGCUCAGAGAAGGCAAACAGCAGCAGCUCUUGGGAUUCGAACUCAACCUGCUCCCAACAUGUGGGCUCAACCUGCUUCAUUCAAAGCCCAUGCUUUCCACUCAUCCCAGAGGAAGAGUGUGUGGAGCGGUUCUGGUAUGGCUGGUGCAAAAGCUACAGGCCUAUCUCCGUGGCAGUGAUCCACCAUCCUAUCCACCAUGAAUGUGGGACAGAUGACCUAAAUGAGGAAGAGGAGGAGGAAGAGGAGGAGGAGGAGGAGGAGGAAGAAAGCAAGCCUUCCAUCCCAACCCAGGUGGGACCUGUUAUGCCCACUGACCCAGGCACGGGCACAGUUCCUGGAGCCCCUGACUCAGCAGCACCCAUCACCAUCUGGCGCUCUGAGAGCCCCACAGGGAAGAGCCAGGGUAACAAAGUAAUCAAGAAAAUAAAGAAAAAGGAAAAUGAGAAAGACAAAGAGGAGGAAAUGACAGAUGAGAAGGCAAAACUGAAGAAAAAAAACAAGAAAGGGAAGUUGACGAAGAAGAAAAGUCCAGUGAAAUCAGAGUCUUCACCUGCAGAUUUGAGCCAAUCAUUAAGCCCAAGAGAGUUGGUCCAGAUGUCAGAGUCCAGCUCAGAAAGCCGAGCAGGACUGGAGAGUGAUGACAGUUACCAUAACAGGAAGAAAGAGCACUCCAGUGAGGAUAUCAUGGAGUCAACAUCACCCAGAAAAAAAGAGAAGGGCACCACCCAGGCCAAAAAGAAUGGGACAAAGACCUCACAAACCAGGAAGGUGACCAAGAGGAAAUCUCCUCCAGUGUCCAACCCCAAUCUCAGUUGAGGGCAGGGUGAAGAAUAAAUGGCACCAAGCCUGUAGCUGACCUCCUACUGCUGUUCUUCCAACAAAUCUACUUCUUGGGGGAGGCAAUGGGCUCUGGGCAUACUGGAACCAAGGGCCAGGGACUGCAGGGGCUAAGGCAGUGCAGCUCCCAAGGAAAUCCAUGGAAUAGGAGGGAACAAAGGGUACAGAUGUUUCUUUGUAACAUUCUAGGACCAAGUUAGAAGAGUACCUCCAGGGUUGGGGCAGAAGGGUGGGCUUCCUACCCCUGGGACUGGUAUGUGUGAAAUCUACUUCUGGGAUAGGGCAGCACUAUGUAGCAAUACCACCAAUAAACUGGACCUUUUUACCCUCCAUGCCACUGUGACUGGCCUUUCCCUCCUUAUGUGGCCUUAGGGAAGGUGCUUAUGGCACCACAGGGACGUGACCUUCCUGUCUGGUGUGGUCCUGUUCCUGUUAGAUCCUUGUAGAACUUUUGUGCCUGACAACUGAGUUCUCAGCAGCAGGGCAGCCCCUUUCUUUGGCUCUUGCCAACACACAGCCAAAGAGGUUCUGACUAAAGAGCAAGGGGAGGAAGCUCACCAAGUGUGGCAGCAUUGGCCUUUCCUGACCCCUUUGCUUUGCCCCAAGUAGAGAAAAAGGAAGGGAGAAGCCUCAUGUCCCAGCACUGACUCACAAAGCUGUGUAAUGAAGCCCUUGUGAGAAAACUAAGUGAUUAGGAUUCAGAACAAAAAUACAGUAGGGUUGGGUGGCAAGGGGGGACUGGAGCCAGGGAGCUGGCUGGGCCUAAGCCAGGAAGGAGGGUAGGGGUGGGAAGUGGCUUCCCCUACAACAACUCAGAUCCUCUUCCUUGGGCCUCUUUUUGUGGGAGCACAGUGUGCAUGUGUGUGUGGCAGAAACCCUGACUCGCUUAGAAGUCAGAUACCAAGGAACAGCUGGGCAAAGGGAAGAGAGGGUGGUACAAGGGCUCAAGUUGAGGGGCUCUAGAUUUAUUUUGGGCAGUUCUUUCUGUACUACACAGGGAUGACCAGUGGCACAGUGAACAGGGAGCUGCAUGCACGUGAUUAAAAGUAGCUCAUAUUUAUGAAGCAGCAUGUACUGUGCUAAGCAUUUCACACUUGGCAGGUCCUCACAGCAGGCUGAUAAUGCAGGUAUCACAUCUCCCUUUUAAUUUUAGUGCAUGUGCUGCCCAUGUGAGCACACCAUCUCCCUUUCAGAUAGGAAAGCCAGCUUAACACAACAAAAGCUGGCACACAAGGCUCAGAAGAAGCAGGGCAGGAUGGUGACCUCAGGAAGUCUGAAGCAGAAGCUGCCUGCUCUUCUCUGAAUCCUCACCUCUCUGAAGAUCAGGAGAGGGACUGUGGGGA
Messenger RNA from Octodon degus (degu), 2755 nucleotides. RefSeq names its product protein interacting with cyclin A1 (gene Proca1). Gene Ontology annotation, biological process: phospholipid metabolic process; arachidonate secretion. Gene Ontology annotation, molecular function: A2-type glycerophospholipase activity. The record is from RefSeq and is a predicted model, not a curated record. NCBI's taxonomy places the organism in Eukaryota, Metazoa, Chordata, Mammalia, Rodentia, Octodontidae. The transcript is spliced from 5 exons. Bases 204 to 1391 code for a protein of 395 amino acids.